Drosophila montana is the source of this 2320-nucleotide messenger RNA. RefSeq lists its product as uncharacterized. NCBI's taxonomy places the organism in Eukaryota, Metazoa, Arthropoda, Insecta, Diptera, Drosophilidae. Bases 241 to 2247 code for a protein of 668 amino acids. The transcript has 10 exons. The record is from RefSeq and is a predicted model, not a curated record.
AUAUCACACAAAUUCUACAGUUACUUUAAACAUUUAAAACAUAUAAUUUGAACUAAAUAAAUUAAUGCUCGUUUUUGUUUUUACAAUCAUGGGCGAUAAACAUGCGCGCUAUGCUUCCGUGUGAGCCAUCAAUUGGUCAUAGGGUAUUUUAAAUGCGCACCCCUAAGCCAUCGCGAUCGCGUAUUUAUGCACAACAUCACAUAGUUCGUGCACUCGUGUUUUUAUUUAUUCGAGCACAAAAUGACGUUAUUUGCGUUUCUAAAAAGCCGACCAAUAUUCUGGGCAAGCGUGGCGGGCACCUCGGUGGGUUGCGCCUGCUUUAUAAAAGACCUUAUGCAAGGCGGCAAAUUCACGAAAGAGACGGAUGAAACGGACAAAGUUGUUAUUGUAACCGGUUCAAACACGGGCAUAGGCAAGGAGACGGUGCGGGAGUUGGCGCGAAGGGGAGCCACUGUUUAUAUGGCCUGUCGAGAUAUGAAAAAGUGUGAAGAGGCACGAGAGGAGAUUGUACUAGAGACCAAAAACAAAUACGUUUACUGCCGCCAAUGUGAUUUGGCAUCUUUGGAUUCCAUACGUAACUUUGCGGCCACCUUCAAACGGGAACAGGCUAAUCUGCAUAUACUCAUCAACAAUGCUGGUGUAAUGCGAUGUCCUCGUUCAUUGACCAAAGAUGGGUUUGAGAUGCAGCUGGGCGUCAAUCACUUGGGACACUUUCUGCUUACAAAUUUAAUGCUAGACGUGCUGAAGAAAUCGUGUCCCAGUCGCAUCGUAAAUGUGUCCAGUUUGGCGCAUACGCGAGGUGAAAUCAACACGGCAGAUCUAAACAGUGAGAAGUCCUAUGAUGAUGCAAAGGCCUACAACCAGAGCAAGUUGGCCAAUGUUCUAUUUACACGGGAACUGGCCAGACGGUUAGAGGGAACUGGAGUAACAGUUAAUGCCCUACAUCCUGGCAUAGUGGACACUGAACUCUUUAGGCAUAUGGGCUUUUUUACCAACUUCUUUGCGGGCUUGUUCGUUCGGCCUCUGUUUUGGCCAUUUGUGAAGACAGUCAAGAACGGGGCACAAACGAGUCUGUAUGUAGCGCUUGAUCCGGACUUGGAAAACGUAACUGGAAAAUACUUUAGCGACUGCCAUCUUCAGGAAGUAGCGCCCGCUGCGACUGAUGCACAAACUGCCAAAUGGCUUUGGGCUGUGAGCGAAAAAUGGACGUGUUCCCCAAUACUGGAUAUCAAGACUGAAUUUGAUUUUGAGCGCUUGAACAGAAGAAACAUGUGUGCUUGUAUUGAUUGUCUUCUGUGCCCAUGCAUAGUCUGGCCGGCACUCUUUGGCCUUGGUGUUUACUUUCUUAGACAGUACAUGCAGGGCGGCCAGUUUACGAAGGAGACUAAUGAAACCGGCAAGGUGGUAAUUGUAACCGGCUCGAAUACGGGCAUUGGCAAGGAGACGGUACUUGAACUGGCUCGUCGAGGUGCCACUGUCUAUAUGGCCUGUCGGGAUAAGGCUAGAACAGAAAAGGCACUUUUGGAAAUUGUACAAGAAACGGGCAACAAAAAUAUAUUCUUUCGCGAACUCGACUUGGCAUCUCUGGAAUCCAUUCGCAAUUUUGUUGCUGACUUCAAGAAGGAACAGGAUAAACUGCAUAUUCUCAUUAACAAUGCGGGCGUUAUGCGUUGCCCGCACAUGUUGACAAAGAAUGGCUUCGAAAUGCAGCUGGGCGUCAACCAUAUGGGUCACUUUUUGCUUACUAACUUGCUGCUGGAUUUGCUGAAGAACAGUGCGCCCAGCCGUAUUGUCAACGUUUCCAGCUUGGCUCAUACGCGUGGCAGCAUCAACAUUGACGAUCUGAACAGCGAGAAGUCCUAUGACGAGGGCAACGCCUACAGCCAGAGCAAGUUGGCAAACGUUUUGUUUACGCGGGAGCUGGCUAAACGCUUGGAGGGCACCGGAGUGACCGUGAAUGCUUUACAUCCGGGUGUUGUUGACACAGAACUCGGUAGACACAUGAAGAUUUUUAAUAAUACAUUUGGACGCUAUGUUCUAAGGAGUUUGUUGUGGCCUCUGCUCAAGACGCCCAAAAGUGGAGCACAAACUACCUUAUAUGCAGCUCUAGACCCGGAAUUGAGUAAUGUAACUGGCAAAUAUUUCAGCGAUUGUGCUGAGAAGAAAGUUGCGCCCGCUGCGACCGAUGAUAAAAUGGGAAAACUCCUUUGGGAAGAGAGCGAGAAAUGGACUCACUCCAAGAAAUAAGAUUAUGCAAAAUUAUAUGAAAUAAUAAUAGUCAUUGGUGUAUAUAUGUAUGCUACAAUAUGCCUAAUCUAAA